AUGGAGAAGAAAAGACGGGCGCGGAUCAAUUUCUCUCUGGAACAACUCAGACUUCUGCUGGAAAAACACUAUUCCCACCAGAUCCAAAAACGCAAACUGGAGAAAGCAGACAUUUUGGAGCUGAGCGUCCAGUACAUGCAAAGCCUCCAGCGCUCUGCCCAAGGAACGCCGGGGCUAAAGAACGCCGAAUACCAGGCGGGGUUCUGGAGCUGCCUGCAAGGUGUGCGCCAGUGUCUUCUGCCCCCUGAAGCACCCGGUGAAGGCUCGGGGCCCCAGCUGCUGUGUGAACUCGCUCAUGUUCUGCCCGGCAGCGGGGUUGGCAGCACUUUCAGCACCACGGACAGCGACCCUCCACCCACAAGCACCAGAGCCUGGCUGGACGGCCCACGAGCACCUCCCGCACCCGGGCCCUGGAGAGCUCAGGGGCCACCCAAACCUUCCGCUCCAGCCUGGGCAGGUGAAGGCACCCUUCCCUCAAUGGGAGAUCGGUGGCGGGCAAUCGGCGAGCAGCAGAACCGUCCAGCUGUCCUCCAGCGGAGCCCCCAGCUGUGGCGACCCUGGUAG
Python bivittatus (Burmese python) is the source of this 564-nucleotide messenger RNA. It is a transcript of the gene HES3, whose product is annotated as hes family bHLH transcription factor 3. The record is from RefSeq and is a predicted model, not a curated record. Lineage: Eukaryota; Metazoa; Chordata; Lepidosauria; Squamata; Pythonidae. Gene Ontology annotation, molecular function: protein dimerization activity.